AUGGAGAGAGGCGCUACCGAGGAAAAUGAGGACAAGCCCUUUGCCAUUCUGUGUUGGCCUAGCGAAUUAUGCACCGCUCCGGUACCGGCAGGAUGGAUAGUCGGUUGGAGCUCGAGUCGCAAGCGAUCUCGUUAUGAUAGUCAUGAGGUGAUCGUAUUGAAUGAAGCUAUCGAGGAGGAGGAGGAAUGGCCCUAUCAUGCAUUCGUAUGCGCAGUGCGAAUCGACCCUCCGAAGAGUCCGCACCAGAAUCGGAACGAUCCGGGACGACCUGCACCAAAGAGGCUGCAGUUGCUCGCACAGCAAAGUAUUUCGUGUUCAACGUGCGUGCUGAAAACAUGCUGGAAUCAUCUGGAUAUUGUUGGCUUGUGGUCACCCACGAAUGGUGGGAGGAUACCUUCCAUGCAGCACCAGUUCCCAACGUUUAAGGACCAGAAAGGGUUUCCCGUGCAACUCACUUCCCAAGAUUUCAACCACGCUACAGUCCAGCUCCUUCUCUAUGAGCGAGACGGUGGUCUUCUCUACCGUCACGAAGCGUGUCCUACAGACUCAUUUUUUUCUGGCACUCUAUUGAUACGACUUAGUCACGCGCUUACACUACUGCAGCAAAUUGAAGCAACUGUACAUUCACCGCACGAAUUCCGCUCUUCUCGCAUGCACUCCAGUGAUCCAUCUACUCAUGCAAACGUUUUCAAGAGUAGAGCUUCUAUCUACAACUUUCGACAGUAUUCCUUGCUAUGCCAACACUCUGGCAACCUGUCUACCACAGAUAUCUUCCCAAUUUACUCGUUCAUGAACGCAUAUAACCAGCUACUAGGCUGGAAAGACAACCAAACCAUGUCAAACUACGAACGUGCGGCCACAAGUCUGCAGUUGCGAAAUGAGACUUGGCGAACACUUGUCGAUGCUAUUCUCGGUACUUUUCUCGGCGUGUCCCUCGCACUAUAUAUUCGAAGUGCUACCGAGCACGGCGCCCUGGAGCGAGUGCGGGAAUUUCACUAUAAUACAUUGGGUGCUAGUAUCGACUGGCUGGGAAAAUCUCCCGUCGGCUUCAAGCUAAAUGAGCGUCUGUCGGAAAAUCUUGGCCGAGAGCUUAAUACGAUCUUGACGAUUCACAGAAGCCUUGUUCAGGCAAUGUUCAAGCUUGAAGUAUCAGCGGACUUUUUCGCAACCGCAGUCCUCCUAACCGGAGUUUUGUUGGGUAGUUCGGGAUUUUUUGCGCUUCUGCACGACUCAUUUCGCCUGGCGACGGCUCAUCUGACCAUUCUCGCUACUUGCUUCCGGCGUGUAUACCAAGCCGAGCUUUAUCUGCUAGCAGCACUUUGGCGGGUAUUUCGCGGUAAAAAGUGGAAUGUGCUGCGGCUUCGGACAGAUUCGAUGGAGUACGAUUCCAUGCAAUUGCUGCUGGGAACCAUUCUCUUCGCUGUUUCACUCUUUAUGUUUACGACCGUUUUGGUGCACCAUGUUUUCUUUGCUAUGCUUGACUUGGUGAUAAAAGGUGUAUCGGCUAUAUUGGUCGGUGGAUAUUGGACAUUGCAUUGCUUUCCAUAUGGGCAGCUUUUUUCACGGCUCCGUGAUCCCGGCUGGUUUGUCGCCAAUGUUUAUCUACGGGAUGUUUGGACGGCAAGCGGUUCUGUAUGCACUCGGCUUUCGGCUUCACUAACACCUCCGGAGGAAAUACUCACAUCAACACUACUUCCACUUCUUAAACGGAUUGCGGGAUUCUCUUUUGAUCACGCCAUCGCAAUCGUCACGGGCCAGUCAAGAGCGAAAUCGUUGAUUUCUAAUUCUAAUCCUUCUAGCUAG
Messenger RNA from Phaeodactylum tricornutum CCAP 1055/1, 1803 nucleotides. RefSeq lists its product with no specific name. Gene Ontology annotation, cellular component: endoplasmic reticulum; membrane. The record is from RefSeq and is a predicted model, not a curated record. Gene Ontology annotation, biological process: GPI anchor biosynthetic process. The transcript has 2 exons. Lineage: Eukaryota; Bacillariophyta; Bacillariophyceae; Surirellales; Neidiaceae. Bases 1 to 1803 code for a protein of 600 amino acids.